AUGACUGCGACGCGCUGGCUCCUGGCCCUGCUGCUGCUGCUCUGGCUCGCCCUGGCCGCCGCCGAGGCUGGGCCACUGUGCCAGGCGCCAGACGGCAGCGAUGCCCAGAAUGGCCUCAUCCGGACACUGGUGCGGCCGCGGGGUGCGCGGCGCGGGGCUCUGCAGCGGCCGGCGGGCACACGGCGGUUCCGCCGGCCCCGGCCCCGGCCCCGGCCCCGGCUCUCGCACAAGGGCCCGAUGCCCUUCUGA
Indicator indicator is the source of this 249-nucleotide messenger RNA. RefSeq names its product apelin (gene APLN). The record is from RefSeq and is a predicted model, not a curated record. Gene Ontology annotation, molecular function: hormone activity; apelin receptor binding. NCBI's taxonomy places the organism in Eukaryota, Metazoa, Chordata, Aves, Piciformes, Indicatoridae. Gene Ontology annotation, biological process: signal transduction. Bases 1 to 249 code for a protein of 82 amino acids. The transcript is spliced from 3 exons.